This is a messenger RNA of Neomonachus schauinslandi (Hawaiian monk seal), 567 nucleotides long. It is a transcript of the gene C14H5orf52, whose product is annotated as chromosome 14 C5orf52 homolog. The transcript is spliced from 5 exons. The record is from RefSeq and is a predicted model, not a curated record. Bases 1 to 567 code for a protein of 188 amino acids. Lineage: Eukaryota; Metazoa; Chordata; Mammalia; Carnivora; Phocidae.
AUGGCAGAACUACCCAGAGAACUUAUCUCCAACUCUGGAAGUCAAAACUCGGCUGCCCAGCAGUCCAGGCCCUCGGUCACAUGGGACCUGGGCUCGCCAUCGGUUUUUUCGGCCUCCCAGGCGACUACCAGUUCCGGCACCAACCGGACCCGGGCCUCCCCGCACGUUAGAUUCGGCAGCCAACCCGAAAUCCACGUAGGGACCCAUCCGCAGAUCUGCUUCCUGCGGCCGCGGACCGCGCAGCCGCUGGUGCUCUUCAGCUUAAUGAAUUCCAGUGAAGCAGCGGCGAAAAAAUUUUUACCCAAGAGCAACUUAUCCCGGGUGAUUAUUCGUGACAAUCUCAGUGCACAAAGGAUCUAUGAGAUGGAGAUAAGAGCCUCAGACAGGACCAAGAGAAAGAUGAGCCACUUAUACGACCACCUGAAGAAAAAGUUCAUGACAGACCAGCUCAGGAAGCUGGGGCGCUGGAGACGGGAAUCCAUGAACAUCCAGCAGUAUCUGGAUAGCAUCCGCGUGUACAAGGUCCACUUCAAACUCCAGCGUAACAGGAAAAGCCAGCCACCCUAG